Messenger RNA from Arabidopsis arenosa, 1964 nucleotides. Lineage: Eukaryota; Viridiplantae; Streptophyta; Magnoliopsida; Brassicales; Brassicaceae. The record is from the annotation of a GenBank genome assembly.
CAGGCAUCAUAACAAUCCAAAUAAGCCUGGGAUCCAAUUUUCUUAUUUCCCCAACCAAAACAGGGGAAGAAAAAAAAAAAGAAACAAAAAAAUCAAAAAAAUUUAGAAAAUGAGAGCCUCAACAAGAGUCAUAUGGACAGUAUCUGUCCUUAUGCUCGCUGCUGUGUCCGAGGCCAUCUUCCCUCUACCGUUUCUACCGUUCCUCCCUGGGUUCAACAAUGGCUUUAGGGACAAUGAGGCUGUGAAGGUUGCGCAACCACAGCCUGCAGCCGGUGCGGUAGCUGGUGGAAAAGGCGGAAGAAGGCAGCGAGGCGGCGGUUUAGACGCUCAGACAACCUGGGGUGGUAAGUGGGAGCUCUUCUUGGAAAACUCGGGUGUGUCAGGGAUGCAUGCGAUUCUUAUGCCAGUCAUCAACAAGGUCCAGUACUAUGACGCCACCAUUUGGAGAAUUUCAAAGAUUAAGUUGCCUCCAGGCGUACCAUGCCAUGUCGUGAACGCCAAGACUAACAAGAUCGAUUGUUGGGCUCAUUCGAUUCUCAUGGAUGUCAACACCGGCGCCCUUAAGCCUCUAGCCCUUUCCACCGAUACAUGGUGCUCAUCCGGAGGUCUGACUGUAAAUGGUACAUUGGUGAGCACUGGAGGAUACGGAGGAGGAGCCAACACCGCGAGGUACCUAUCCAGCUGUGAAAACUGCAAGUGGGAAGAAUACCCUCAGGCAUUGGCUGCCAAGAGAUGGUACUCAACGCAAGCCACUCUCCCUGACGGAAAGUUCUUCGUGAUUGGUGGAAGAGACGCCUUGAACUACGAAUACAUUCCUGAGGAGGGACAAAACAACAGGAAGCUCUAUGACUCAUUGCUCCUCAGGCAAACAGACGACCCGGAAGAAAACAACCUUUACCCUUUCGUGUGGCUCAACACCGACGGUAACCUCUUCAUUUUCGCUAACAACCGAUCCAUCCUUCUAAGCCCCAAAACAAACCAAGUCAUCAAGGAGUUCCCUCAGCUCCCAGGUGGUGCCCGUAACUACCCGGGAUCAGGUUCUUCUGCGCUCCUCCCCAUCCAACUUUACGUGAAAAACCCCAAGGUCAUCCCUGCUGAGGUCCUCGUCUGCGGUGGUUCCAAACAGGACGCGUAUUACAAGGCUGGUAAGAAGGUAUACGAACCAGCACUACAAGACUGCGCCAGGAUAAGGAUCAACAGCGCAAAGCCACGAUGGAAGACGGAGAUGAUGCCGACCCCACGAAUCAUGAGUGACACUGUCAUCCUCCCCAACGGAGACAUACUUCUAGUCAACGGAGCUAAACGUGGUUGUUCAGGCUGGGGCUAUGGUAAAGACCCUGCCUUUGCUCCCCUCUUGUACAAGCCCCAUGCUCCACGUGGCAAGCGUUUCAGACAGCUCAAGCCCUCCACCAUCCCACGCAUGUACCACUCCACCGCCAUCAUUCUCCCUGACGGUAAGGUUCUUGUCGGAGGUAGCAACACCAACGACGGUUACAAGUACAACGUUGAGUUCCCUACGGAGCUUCGUGUUGAGAAAUUCUCCCCACCUUACCUCGACCCGGCUCUAGCCAACAUUAGGCCAAAGAUCGUCACCACCGGCACCCCAAAACAGGUAAAAUACGGACAAUUCUUCAACGUGAAGGUUGACCUUAAACAAAAGGGCGCCACCAAGCAGAAUCUCAAGGUGACCAUGUUAGCCCCUGCCUUCACAACACACAGUAUCUCAAUGAACAUGAGGAUGCUCAUCUUGGGUGUCGCUAAUGUCAAACCUGCUGGUGCCGGUUACGAUAUCCAGGCCGUCGCACCGCCAAAUGGAAACAUCGCUCCACCGGGUUACUAUCUUAUCUUUGCCAUCCACAAAGGUGUUCCCAGCAUUGGAGAAUGGAUUCAGAUCGUCUAAUGAUGAUGAUUUUUUCCCAUUUUGUCUUACGGCCGUAACAUCUUAAUAUAAAAAAAUCACGUAA